ACGUUUAUAGGAAACUGCACACGACACUUUGUUUUUAAGCGGACAGUUUUGUGUUAUCAAUCCUCUCGGAGUACACCGAAAAUUUACAGAUCUGUAAGGAAGAUGGCCGUGAUCUGGUAUCUGCUAACCCUUUUAAUUGCCAUUAACCAGGAUGCACAGACAAGGAGCUACAAAAACAACAAUUUGAUGUUGCCGAACGAUUUUCUAUUCAACAUGUCGCAUAUAGUUUUACAAAGCGUUCUUUUUUGUGGACCUAAUAUUAUCUGCGACAAAUCUUUGCUCACUUUGUUGGACAUUCCAAACAUAUCAGAAUCUGACAGCACUCGGUGUGGCAAAUGUUCCUGCAAUGACAAUUGUGUAUGUCUUCAAAAUUGUUGUCCCGAUAUUUUCUUCAAACAUGGGCUGCCAGAAUGCAAGAAUGUAAAAGUGUUAUCGAAGGGACCUUUGUUAGAUAAAAGAGAUAUUAUCAGAGAAGUGGUGGCUUCCUGUCCAAUUGGAACAGACCUAACUUUAUCAGGGAAGUGUACAGAGGAUCGAUUUGAUGUAGACGCCCUUCUUCAUCCUCCAGUAGCUAGUGACGUAACAAUGGUUUCAUACAGAAAUAAGUACUGCGCAAUAUGCAAUAAAGCAACUUACUGGAAAGAAUGGAGUGUGAAGUUUCAAUGCAAAACAAUAACAGAUUUCAACUUCCUUUCAUCUUACCAAGAAAUGAUAGACCUGGCAUAUGAAAAAGAAUGUAGCAUAAUACCUAGUCCCCCAGGGCCGCUUUCAGAUUGUGACUUUGAUUUAAAUGGGAAGAUUACAUCCUGUAAUGUUACAGAGUCAUGGCAUAAUUAUGAUGAGCAGGUAAAACAAGCAUGCCUUAGCACUUAUGUUCAUCCAAUAGGCAUUUUCAAAAACAUUUUCUGUGCCAUAUGUAAUCCACCUAAAUUUCAUGAGGAAUUCCUGGUUGAUGAAUGUGAAAACACCACCAGCGUAAACAAAACGGCAUGCACAAUUCUUCCAUUUCUAGAAGCUUCGUUUCCAUUCAAGAAUUACUUUUGCUUUGCUUGCAAACAAGAUUUUAACAAUACCGUAAUUUUUGCUGACGUUGAUGUUGAAUGGACAUCCGAAAGUUAUAACAAGAACUAUGAAUAUCCAUUCCAAUUCACAAUAUCAUUUGCUUAUAAUUAUACUAGUUUAAAUAACUAUAUCGAUCAAUACUUCAGGACGUCCAAUGCAGAUCACAAGACCUUACCACUGUUUACAGAGCAUUACAAACAUAGAACAGAUCAGGUAGAGUGUUCACCGAAAUCUGAUAACAUGCUCCCCCCAAUGGGACAAGGCAACUUCCAAGCACCAGGGUUCCCGCCAUUUCUAAGACCUUCCCUCUCAUACAUGAAAGAUCCAUCCUCGAUUAUUGGAGUCCCUCCAACCAACAUAACCAAUCUAAUUCGAAAGAGUUUUGCGUUCUCGCGAUAUGGUGCCUGUACACCAGGAUUAUUGCCAAACUACACCAUGCCUCUGCAGAAACAAUGCUCCUGUACUGUGGGAUGUAGGUCAGAUUGUUGCGACGAUUUUGCCUUAAAAGUUCCUUGGACUUGUAUUGAUGAUCGUUACCAUAAAGAUGGGAAUAGCAAUGAUUAUUUAGCGAUUGGAGGAUGCAUCGACGACAAGGACUUAUAUGAUUUGUGCACGAGUAAUGUCACCUCACAAAUAUAUCACAUGUUUCCUUUGACAUCAAACACUGGAUACAAAGAAACAUAUGUAAACGUGUUCUGUUAUUUGUGUAACAAAAACUUUAACCAUAAAAAGCAAACUACCAUCACUGGAAACUUUACACAAGAAAUUGAACUUUGGCCAUUGAACGUUGAGUGCAAAACAUUUAUAAAUUACAGAAAUUUUCAUUCAUUACAAAAUCUGAUUGCAUAUUUUAACAGGAGGUCGUGUGUGCUGAAAUUUUUACCCCACACCAGUGCUUCUAAAUGCAGUGAUGCCUGUUACGAAGAUGAUGUUAACGCUAUCAUAAGAUGCAAUGUAUCCGGAACUUGGGAUAAUUUUGACAAAGACGUCAUUAAAGCGUGUGAGAAUAUGGGAACAUACAUAUUUCCACCUAUCGAAGUCGACAAUAUUGUUUAUAAAAACAAAUUUUGCAAGAUCUGCAAUCCCUUUCAAGCAACUCCAUUGCGUAACAACUGCAGUAGCGUUCCGGAAGACUCGAACGCUAAUGUUGUGAAAGCAUGUCAAGAAUUCCCGAUCAUCAAUGCUUGUUUUCCGUUUGAGAAUGUGUUCUGCGAAAUGUGUAUGAAUAAUAUCUCUGAGUCUCAAUGUUAUCGAGAAGUAAAAAUCAAAGAAGAAUAUAGUACAACUAUUUUACCUAUAUUCCCAGGACCGAUCUUCACAACCUCAUCCCAUCCCCCCCUUCUCCCCGAGGAACUUGGGACGUUCAGAUCAUCGUUCAGUCUAAGAUCCUAUGAUACUCCGUCAAUUGUCAAUGAAGAGGAAAAACUUGCAACAUGUCAACAUAACCAGAUACUCAACGAAUUUGAGCAAACGUGCUGGAAUUUGACAUGCUUUCCUGGCAAGCUACUUCGAAAUGAAACCUGUGUCUCACUGUUGCCAAUGACAUCAAAUUUACGGUAUACGCUUGCCGUGAAGAUUGAGUUGUCUACUUUUAUUACGAUUAAUGCAACCGUCCAAGAGUCUAUGGAAGGAAUGAAAGAAUACGUAACGACAAAAAUGAAACAACUACUCCGUACCGAUUUUUUCAUAGAAGAUAUCACAUUAAUGAGCUCAGUAAGCUGUGAUGAUAUGUUUUUUAAUGUUAGUGAGGUGUAUUUGUACUUAGUGAUUUUCAUUGAUAAGAGUGUUUAUCGUGAUCAAUUGGAGCAGAAAUUGAUUGACUUCACAGAAUCGUCUUUUAUCUGGAAUCAUCUGUCAAAUAAUUCAGCGUUGAUUGGAAAUACCUUCGAGUUAAACAUACAGAUUUCCAGAAUUGUACAGCCUGUUUUGAAGUCCACCCUUAUGUCGAAUUUAAAGAGGAAAAACCACUGUUUUGUUGCAAAUGUCGAAGAAGACUACCUGGCUUCCAUGUUUGCAAAUGUGAUUGUGAGCCCCUUAUUAACUUGUCCACAAGUUCUUCUAAAAGAAAACGAAACUGAACUCGAUUGGGAAAACACCCUAACAGAAAAUACUUUCUUGAGUUUGGCGCCGUCCUUUCAUCACACUUCAGAUAAUGAUGGUAUUCGAGUAUGUGCUGGGAGCAUAUCCUAUAUCAAGGAACUAAAAUCAAAAGAAUUAGAUGACAACUUUUCAUCUCUGACAAUCGUUACUUUGAUUUGUAUUAUCGUUUCUUUGCUUUGCUUGAUUCUAACCCUGAUAACGUAUUGCAUGUUUCCCAGUCUGAGGACCCUUCCAGGAAUUAACAAUAUGUUUUUGGUAGCAUCUCUCUUUUUGGCACAAUUCCUUAUGAUUGUCAGACCCUAUUUCCAUUCAUCAUCUCUGGUUGCAGCCUCUGUUCUUUCGCAUUUUUCUUGGCUGUCAACGUUUCUAUGGUUACAGGUCUGUUCUUUUCAUAUGUUUCGUGUCUUCAGUGCCAAAGGUCGAUCAAAAUUUCUGGGAGGGAAAGGGAGAAAGCUGAUAGUCCAAUACGUUUUGUAUGCUUUUGGUGUUUCUUUUUCUAUUGUUACCUCUAACGUUUCCAUUUCAUUGAUAGUUACUAAUGGUGAAAACACAGGAUACGACAAAACGUCAACUUUAAUGACAUACAAAAUUGCAUUUAUUACAACUCUCGUAACACCCAUAGCUUUUGUUUCUGUGACAAAUAUCAUAUUUUAUACCUUCACUGCAUAUAAAAUUUAUUCUUCACCAAAAAUUGAAAACACAACCGGAAAUAGGAUUCACUUCGGCGUGUAUGUGAAGUUGUUUACCCUGACUGGGUUGUCCUGGGUUUUACAAAUGGUGGACAUGUUUUUGGAGUUGUCAGCUUUCUCGUAUUUUGUUGCCAUUCUCAACGGCUUGCAAGGCCUGUUUAUCUUUGUCAGUUAUGUUUGUAACAGACGGGUAUGGAAGCUGUAUGUGACAUCAUGUUGUACAGGUACAGUGUACAAGUUUGUGUCUAGUUCUAAAACAGACACAACCACUAUAUAAGCCUUACUGAAAGGAUUGGACUUUGUUGAAAUGUUGAAAUCGCGAUACUCAUAAUUAAUAAAAUUUUGGAAACCAUUGCAAAUAAUUAUAAUAUAAAAAAACCCAUAUAAUUAAUCGAAAAAAAUAAAUGAAAAACCACGAAAAAAUGUCAUGUUGGAUUCCUAUUUUCAGUGUUCUCUUCUCGUGGUUGAAUUCUUAUAAUUAUAGAUAGAAUUGACGGUAGUACCGGUGUUUCCGGUGCAGUGUUUUUCUUCUAAACUGGAAAAACUGUAUCUAUCUAUCGACUGUCGAUAACAUUAUAAUGAUUUAAAAAAUAUUGUCAACAAAAUUAUUAAAAAUGAAAACUAAAUUCCAUUCUCUGAUUGAAAGUAUCAUCAAGCGUUGUUAUUGCGAUCACAGAAAGCGAUUUAAAAAAUGUAAUUUUUUGAAGUUUUUUUUUUGGACAGAUAUUGGGGCUAAUAUGGAUGAUGAUUAGGUCUUGUUCAUGUAAAAUAUGUCCACCGGAAGUGCUGACCGACAAACCGGAAGUUGUCUCAAACAUGGGUAUUUUUGUCGAAAGUUAAAAGUAUGAUUAGUUGAGAAUUAUUAAGGUGUAGAAUGAAAUAUUUAUUCGACUGGAGCUCUUCCGCUCAUGACCGGAAGUGAAUAAAGACAACAGGAAAGUAAUUCGAAAAAAAAAGACUUUUCACUUUUUAAAUAGAGUUUCCCCUUUUUUUCUCGACACAAUUUCUCAGAGAUGGCUGAGGAUUUUCUUUUCAGUCGAUAAUUAUGUCCGAUUUCCAUUUUUUAAAAAAAAAUAUCAACCGCAAUAACCGCAAGAUAAACGGUAAAAGAUUUAGACAUUUGCUGCAAGUUUUCCGAUUUUCUACCAUCGUCAACUCUGUCUUCAAAUACAGACACAACAAGAAUGUGAGCCUAAAUUAUGAGUUUGUAUGCUGUACAUAGAUUAUAUCUUAUCAUUUCCUUGAAUGGGUUGAUUAUAGUAUUUCUUGUAUGCUAUGUUUAACACAUAAAUAAGAUCAUGAUUGUCUCUUGAUUGCAUUGAGAUGAUUUCUAGAAAAUCUUUCUGCAAGUUUCUCUGUCUUAUGAAAUAAUCGUCGAUGCACAUAACUGUGUCCGAUGUUCCGUAUCAUCCCAUGUUACGAAGCCGAACCUUUGGAACAGUACCAUAUAGCAAGUUUGUCCGCGUUUGUAAAAUAUACCCUUUCUUAAGCUCAAAUAUAUAAAUAUAUAAUUUUAGCGUAAUUUAUUGUAAAAAUUAUGGAGUUUCAAAACAAUGAAAUGGAUAAGCAGUGUAGCGUUAAUAACUUAUCUGUAAAACAUUUCAUUGAAGUCAGACACAACUGGAAAAGAGUUAUUUGGUUAUCUCCCAAGCUGAAAAAUGCUACUGUACCUUUGGUAUAAAACAAUUGUAACACAGAGUUAUCUUUCUUGGGAAAAUAUAAAUUAUCAUUACAGACACAUUUGGUGCAUUUAGCCAUUAAAUAUUUGGUGACAUGAACUGAAACUGCUAAGAUAAGCCAAACUUUUGACCCCGUGACCCCCCACCUUAUAAGGCAUACCGUUUUGUAUUCGUCUGCUGGUGUAUGGCAUAAACAUCUCCAUUAUUGAAUGUUCAAACAAUAAGGACACAGUGCGUGGUCUAGAGCGUUCGAAUGCGGUACGAGGUUUUAUACAUCUUCAUAUACAAGAAUUUAUACAUGUAAUCCUUUGAGAAAAAGGUGGAUACUAUAUGCGUAGGAAUAAACAUACAUCGAAUCGUUGUCAUUAGAACUAGAGUAGUGCGACAUUAGCACAGGAUACAAUGGUUACAAUAAAAUAUCUGAUGAA
Molecule: messenger RNA, 5958 nt
Organism: Ostrea edulis (European flat oyster)
Lineage: Eukaryota; Metazoa; Mollusca; Bivalvia; Ostreida; Ostreidae
Exons: 3
Coding region: 103-4128 (1341 amino acids)
Biological process (GO): G protein-coupled receptor signaling pathway; cell surface receptor signaling pathway
Cellular component (GO): membrane
Molecular function (GO): G protein-coupled receptor activity
Source: RefSeq, a predicted model, not a curated record